This is a messenger RNA of Rhizoctonia solani, 1113 nucleotides long. Its product is annotated as signal peptide peptidase domain-containing protein. Gene Ontology annotation, cellular component: lumenal side of endoplasmic reticulum membrane; cytoplasmic side of endoplasmic reticulum membrane; membrane. Gene Ontology annotation, molecular function: aspartic endopeptidase activity, intramembrane cleaving. Gene Ontology annotation, biological process: membrane protein proteolysis. The record is from RefSeq and is a predicted model, not a curated record. The coding region runs from base 1 to 1113 and encodes 370 amino acids. The transcript is spliced from 7 exons. Lineage: Eukaryota; Fungi; Basidiomycota; Agaricomycetes; Cantharellales; Ceratobasidiaceae.
AUGCUUCAACAUAUCGACUCAGUGCUUACAUAUGGGGGUCUCGUCGGGCUUGCCAGCGCGUCGGUAUACGCCGGGUCAUUGGGAUCGUACAAGGCGCCUAAACCAUUGAAAGUCAAGCUGCGAGUCGGCGAGGAUGAUAGCGAUGACGAUGAAGAAGAGUUAUCUGAGCGACUGGGCUCAUCCGAAGCGUUGAUUUUUCCGAUUCUUGGUAGCAUUAUGCUCGGUGGAUUAUAUCUUGCUUUCAAAUACUUGGGAGAGGAGUGGAUAAACAAGCUCUUAGGAUAUUAUUUCUGUGUAAUGGGCACUGGCUGCGUCUGGUCGUGCCUAUUGAGCAUCACGAAAUCAGUCCUUGGAUCCGCAAGAUAUAAAACCAUGCCCCAGUAUCGUAUCAAAUUUGGCUCCAAUAACAAACCGCUACUCAAAUUCCGCCUCCCAUCCCUUGUUCUCAUACCCAUCUCCGCGAUUCCCUCCCUCUUGUUCUUCCUUAGUGACCCCAAAUCAGCCAUCAUGACCGAUAUCCUCGCCCUCUCCUUUUCACAUACCACGUUGGGAACCAUGAAAAUCGACAGCCUCCAAACAGGAUGCAUCCUACUCAGCGGACUGUUUCUCUACGAUAUCUGGUGGGUAUUUGGAACAAAAGUCAUGGUCACGGUCGCCACAUCCCUCACGAUCCCGAUCAAACUCCUCUGGCCGCGCUCGAUCUUGACAAGUCUCUCUAUUCUUCCUCCUCCGGAAAAGGGGAGUUCGACUAUGCUUCUCGGGCUCGGAGACGUGGCCGUCCCUGGGCUCCUUGUUGCGCUCGCCUACCGGCUAGACAUGCACCUCCGCCGCAAGGGGAUGAUGAAAGCUUCCGACGGGGAAACGUAUUUCCGAGCGACGAUGAUAGGAUAUAUGACUGGACUGUCGAUGGCGUUUGCGGCUAUGCAUGUGUUCAAGGCUGCUCAACCUGCGCUGUUGUAUCUCAGUCCGACUUGUUGCCUGUCGUUCAUCUUCACGGCAUUGAAGCGAAAUGAAUGGAAGUAUGUGUGGGCUUGGGAGGAUGGGGCUGAAGAGGAAAAGGAGAGAAAGGAAUGGCUAGAAAAGCAAAAGCAAAAAGAGAACAAGUCGAGUUGA